Messenger RNA from Nannospalax galili (Upper Galilee mountains blind mole rat), 2979 nucleotides. RefSeq names its product reticulon 4 receptor like 1 (gene Rtn4rl1). The coding region runs from base 484 to 1821 and encodes 445 amino acids. The transcript is spliced from 3 exons. The record is from RefSeq and is a predicted model, not a curated record. NCBI's taxonomy places the organism in Eukaryota, Metazoa, Chordata, Mammalia, Rodentia, Spalacidae. Gene Ontology annotation, molecular function: protein binding. Gene Ontology annotation, cellular component: plasma membrane.
CCCCGCUUCGCGGAUCGCUCGGUCCUGCAAACGCGCGCAGGGCGCUUUCCCCGGAGCGUGGCGGUGCGUGAGAGCGCCCUUUUGCAGCAGCCGCGGGGGCCACUGCCCGAGGGGGCGGAGAGGAGGGAGGCCUUGGCCGGCCGGCCAGGGGGCGGCGUCCCCCCUCAAAACCGCCUGCAAAGUGCUUGAGGCUGCAGAAGCAGGCCGCCGGCUCCGCGAAGCAAGCCGAUCGCCCCAGGGCCGAGCGAGCGCACAGGGUUUGUUGGCAGCGCCGCGGUUGUCGGCGGGCGCCGGUGCCCUCGGCGCGGGGCUUGAGCUCCAUUAUGCCCCUGCGGGGCCGGGCUGCGGGGCACCAGCGGAUCCCUGGCUUGCCCCCGCCUCGACGCGCACGGAUUAGCUGCAGCUGGCGCCCAGGGAUUUGAAUCUGUACCCCAGGAGGGAGCGCGCCUAGGCCGACCUCGGAGCGGCGGCCCCGCGGCCAACAUGCUUCGGAAAGGGUGCUGUGUGGAACUGCUGCUGUUGCUGCUGGCUGGGGAGCUACCCUUAGGUGGCAGCUGUCCACGGGACUGUGUAUGCUACCCUGCACCCAUGACAGUCAGCUGCCAGGCACAUAACUUUGCUGCCAUCCCCGAGGGCAUCCCAGAGGACAGUGAGCGCAUCUUCCUGCAGAACAACCGCAUUACUCUCCUCCAGCAGGGCCACUUUAGCCCGACCAUGGUCACCCUGUGGAUCUACUCCAACAACAUUACUUUCAUCGACCCCAACACCUUUGAGGGGUUUGUGCACCUGGAGGAGCUAGACCUCGGUGACAACCGUCAGCUGCGAACACUGGCACCCGAGACCUUCCAGGGCCUAGUGAAACUUCAUGCCCUCUACCUGUAUAAGUGUGGGUUGAGCGCCCUGCCUGCAGGCAUCUUUGGGGGCCUGCACAGUCUGCAGUACCUCUACCUGCAGGACAACCACAUCGAGUACCUCCAGGAUGAUAUCUUUGUGGACCUGGUCAACCUCAGUCACCUCUUUCUCCAUGGCAACAAGCUGUGGAGUCUGGGCCAGGGCACCUUCCGGGGCCUGGUGAACUUGGACCGGCUUCUGCUGCAUGAGAACCAGCUACAGUGGGUCCACCACAAGGCUUUCCACGACCUCCACAGGCUGACCACACUCUUUCUCUUCAACAACAGCCUCACAGAGCUUCAGGGUGACUGUCUGGCCCCCUUGGCAGCCUUGGAGUUCCUUCGCCUCAAUGGAAACGCCUGGGACUGUGGCUGCCGGGCACGCUCCCUGUGGGAAUGGCUUCGGAGGUUCCGUGGUUCCAGCUCCACUGUUCCCUGUGCAUCCCCUGAGCUGCGGCAAGGCCAGGAUCUGAAGCUACUGAGGGCUGAGGAUUUCCGGAACUGCUCUGGACCAGCAUCUCCACACCAGAUCAAGUCGCACACGCUUACCACCACUGACAGGGCUGCCCGCAAAGAGCACCAUCCAUCCCACGGCACCGCCAGGGAUAAGGGCCACCCACACAGCCAUCUGCCUGGCUCAAGGCCAGGUUACAAGAAACCAGGCAAGAACUGCACCAGCCACAGGAAUCGCAACCAGAGCUCUAAGACAAGCACUGGGAAACAGCCUCCUGAGCUUCAGGACUAUGCCCCCAACUACCAGCAUAAGUUCAGCUUUGACAUCAUGCCCACAGCACGACCCAAGAGAAAGGGCAAGUGUGCCCGCAGGACCCCCAUCCGUGCCCCCAGUGGGGUGCAGCAGGCCUCCUCAGGCACUUCCUUGGGUGCCUCACUCCUGGCCUGGAUACUAGGGCUGGCAGUCACUCUCCGUUGAGAACCCAGGGCACUAUCACCCAGCACUGCCACGUGUCUAGCAAGAAACCGAAUCUUCUUCUUCUUCUUUUUUUUUUUAAGCAAGUGGAAAAUCUGCUGGGUUUCAGGAAAAGGCUUCUAAAGCCUUCAGCUGCUGUCUGGACCCUACCUGUUGUGGAUUAUAAAUCCAAAGUGUACAGCCCCAAACAGGAGGGGUAGCACAUCUCACCCAGCUGUCCUGGCUGAGCACCUAUGGACAGUAUCUACUCCAGCAGGGUGGUAAAAGGCACAAGAAGUGAACCCUUCAUUAGCAGCCAUGGAACACAUGCCCCUCCUAGGAGCCCUUAUUAUUUGGAAAGGGCUGUAGGACCCCACCGUUCCUGGAAGAAGCAGAACUCAGAACAAACAAGGCUCACUCACAGCUGGCUGGGGCCAAUCAGCCUUCUCAGAGCACUCUUGGCUCUUGCCUGAGGCCACUUAGUUAACCUGCCCAAUCCAAUGCCCUAGGCCACCUUCAGUCCCUCCCUGGGGAGUAAUGCCUCGCAUUCCUGAUGUCUCAGGCAGCCCUGGCAGACCCUGCUGGGGUCCAAGAACCAAUUACCAAAGGAGAGAUCAUCAGAGGCUGAAAUUUAGAACUUCACUUAAAAUGAGAUUCUCACAGAAGGUGCAGUUUUAUACCUAUGUCCACUUAUAUAUACACACACACUACACACACACAAACACAUACAUACACACACACGAAAUGCAGAGGUCCCCUACCCUACUCCCUUACCAAGCUGUAUGUCUUAUCAUGUUUAUAAACUAUACAGGAAAGUAUAUCUGCUGAACUAAGGAUUGUAUUGGUGAUUUCUAGAAAGAAAAGCAUUGUGGAAUUUUUGUCCAGAAUCCCAACUGGCAACAAUCAUCCCUGGGCUUGCCAGGGGUAAGGCAUCAGUGGGAAGAGUUAGAAAGAAAGGCAAUGAGAAUCACUUCAGGGGACCAAUAUUCUUAGAUACUUAGAACAUCACCUUGUUUUUAUAUGCAACACAUGCCAGUCUGGCACCCUGAAGCACCCCACCACCCCUACUGUUGAAGCUGUGGGUGUUAAGGUGAGAAAUGGGAAAUAGCUUAUCAGGUGUCAGGAGACAGGUACUGGAGGCCAGCUGGAUGGGGAAGGGGAAGGGGCUUUGGGGUUUUUAAG